Molecule: messenger RNA, 2515 nt
Organism: Sander lucioperca (pikeperch)
Lineage: Eukaryota; Metazoa; Chordata; Actinopteri; Perciformes; Percidae
Product: tryptophan 2,3-dioxygenase A-like
Exons: 12
Coding region: 115-1335 (406 amino acids)
Molecular function (GO): metal ion binding; heme binding; L-tryptophan 2,3-dioxygenase activity
Source: RefSeq, a predicted model, not a curated record
UAUCCUUAAGAGUGAUUGGAUGGGCUGAGUCUUUAAAAAUCUGGAUUGCGUUGAAGACAAUUUUAGUUAAUAUUUGUCGAGGAAGAAGAACACUCCUGUGCCGCAACUGAAGUCAUGAGUGGAUGUCCGUACUUUGAGAAGAGGCAUUUGUUAUUCAAAAACAAGCCUCCCAAAACAGAGGAAGAUGAGGAUGCCUCUCAGGCAGGCGUUAACAAGGCCAGUAAAGGAGGAAUCAUCUAUGGGGACUACCUGCAGCUCGACAAAAUCGUCUCAGCCCAGGUGUUGCAGAGUGAAGUAAAAGGCAAUAAAAUCCAUGAUGAGCACCUCUUCAUUGUCACCCAUCAAGCAUAUGAACUGUGGUUCAAACAGAUUUUGUUUGAACUUGAUUCAGUGCGACAUCUCUUCAUCAGUGAACAUGUCAGAGAUGAACGCAACAUGCUGAAAGUCAACAAUCGCAUCCACAGGAUUGUGAUGAUCUUUAAGCUGUUGGUCGACCAGUUUGCGGUUUUGGAAACAAUGACAGCAUUGGACUUUUUUGACUUUAGGGAAUACCUGGCUCCAGCCUCUGGAUUCCAAAGCCUUCAGUUUCGGAUCUUGGAGAACAAAAUCGGGGUCCCGGACAACCUGAGGGUUCCAUACAACAGACGCCAUUACAGAGACAAUUUCAAGGGUCAUGAGAGUGAGAUGCUGCUCGCCACUGAACAGGAGCCAACACUUUUAAAACUAGUCGAGGAGUGGCUGGAGAGAACUCCUGGCUUGGAGGUGGACGGAUUCAAUUUCUGGGAAAGGCUGGAAAUCAAUAUUUUUGAUGGGCUGAAUCUGGAAAAGGAGAAAAUCGAGAAAAUGGAAGAUUCUGAGGACAAGGAAGAAAUGAUGGCUGAACUGGUCAAACAGAAAGAACUGUUUACUUCUCUCUUUGAUGAAAAGCGUCAUGACCAUCUCCUUAGCAAAGGUGAGAGGCGGCUCUCUUACAAGGCUCUCCAAGGUGCCCUGAUGAUCAACUUCUACAGGGAAGAGCCGAGGUUCCAGGUUCCUUUCCAGCUGCUCACAUCUCUCAUGGAUAUUGACACCCUCAUGACAAAAUGGCGAUACAAUCAUGUAUGCAUGGUGCAUCGUAUGAUUGGCAGCAAAGCCGGCACAGGGGGUUCAUCUGGCUACCACUACCUGAGAUCUACUGUCAGUGACCGCUACAAAGUGUUUGUGGAUCUGUUCAAUCUGGCAACGUUCCUGGUGCCUCGCCACUGGGUGCCCAAGCUAAAUCCCACCAUUCAUACGUUCCUCUACAUGGCCGAAUGUUGUGACAGCUCCUACUGCAGCAGUGAAGACUCAGACUAGGGGGAUCAAUCUCAGUCGUCUGUCCUGGCUUACUUUUUCAUCGUAACUGACAUCAAAAGAGUAGAUCCAUUGCACAGCUGAAAGGUUUUAGUAACACGUGCAUAAAGUAGGAGGAUGAAGAAAACUCUUAAAACACAGGAAGAUGGAAUGUUUGGAGCAUCUCUGUGUUUUUUUGUUUGUUUGUUUUUUACAGUUGAAAAAAGAUGUUGGAGUGAAGCAUGGCACAGGGAGGGGUCAUUUGACAUAGUUGACAAUCUAAACCACCAAAAUAUCCAUUAGGGAGAGACACUUGAUACCAUGAUGGUAUUAUUGGUUGGGAUUUAAAGAAUGUUAGCAUUUGGAUUGUGACAAGUAGAAAAAAAAAAGAAAGAAAAAUAGAUUUUUCAUCUCAUUGUGACACUAAAAGCAUGCCAAAUAUCCUACACUUAUGUUAACAAAGAACAGAACAGCAAAUUACUAGCUCAUUAGUUACAUCAGACAGCAGCACCAAGGUUUAUACGCCUCUUGUGUCUGACCCUGAACAAUUCAAAUGGCCAAAUUAGACUAUUUUAUUUUAAUUUCUAAUCGUAACCGGUGACAAAGUAUAGCAGAUGGCUCCUUGAUUAAAUUAGCUUUGAUGUUUUUUUUUCAAUACAAUUAUGUACAUUCCCUGUGACUGACCUGAAAGCAAAUGGAUCAGUGAGAGCAGUGAUGAAACCGGUGGCUAUGAUGGGUUUUUACAAACGCAUUAUUUUUCAAGUCAGCAUGGGAAAUGUGUCAGAGAGCCAUUUUAGACUAUUGGGAUGUGUGUACAUACAAUUAUAAUAAAGCUCUGUAUAAACAAUGUCAACAUCUACAAUGGAACAAUUUGCACAGCAUAAUGCAUUUGUACAUAAUGUUAAUAAUGUAGUUCUGUAAUGUUUUGUAUAGUAUGCUUUAUGGUAUUACAUUAAUUGUACAUAAAUUGUUGUGUAUUUAUGCAAUGAUUGAUCUCUGUAUAGAUACAUGUAUGAACCAUAUCAGCCAAAACAUUUAUCUAUCUUAUGUAUUUAAUAAGUAAUAAAAAAAUUUUGUACAGUGCAUUUAUUCCUAUCAUUAUAGUUUGUCGAUCACUCAGGUAUGAUCCAGCACUUAUCAGCAUCUAAAGUGAUUUAUUUUGUUUUAGUGAUGUAACAUUGUGACAUUUCAAUAAAAAAUAAAA